Rhinolophus ferrumequinum (greater horseshoe bat) is the source of this 3015-nucleotide messenger RNA. It is a transcript of the gene SLC26A10P, whose product is annotated as Solute carrier family 26 member 10. Gene Ontology annotation, molecular function: chloride transmembrane transporter activity; oxalate transmembrane transporter activity; sulfate transmembrane transporter activity. The coding region runs from base 577 to 2685 and encodes 702 amino acids. The transcript has 18 exons. Gene Ontology annotation, biological process: transmembrane transport. Gene Ontology annotation, cellular component: membrane. Lineage: Eukaryota; Metazoa; Chordata; Mammalia; Chiroptera; Rhinolophidae. The record is from RefSeq and is a predicted model, not a curated record.
AAUAUAUGUAGCUGCUUCCCAUCUCAGUGGUUUGUGAAACUGCUGAGGCCAACAGACUUCCUUAAUGCUUUCUUGGGGGCAAUCUAUGUCCCAAGAAGAUUUGUGUGUGUAGGGCGGAGGGGCUGGUAUAGGAACCACGCUGAACUUCCUUGCUCAGGUGGGGAAUGCAGAAGCUCUGGGAAUGGCCAAUAACCCCAGAGGAGCCAGCCUCUGUCUGGGCCCAAAGUGCAGAUUCGAAAGGAACCUGGACUGUAGGGGCGCAAAGUGAAAAGGCUUAGGGAUGGGUGUUGAGAGUGCUCUUGUCUUUUGGCUUGUCUCUCUGGUCCCUACACCUAUCCACAGCCACCGCCCGCAGCUGGCUCCAGACCGUGCGAUCAGGCCCAGGAUUUGCGAGGAAACGCCUAAUAUAGAGACGCACCCUCCCUAAGAAGCAGCUCCCUCCUGCCGGUAGAAGGUCUCUUAAGAGAGGGCGCCCUCCAGGGCCGGAUUGGACCCUGCUUCUUGGAGGCGGGACUCGAGGCUAGAGGGUUGAGGGGUAUUUAAGAUUGCGCGGAGCUGGAGGUGGCCAAGGGCAAAAUGAGUGGGCUUUUGGGCGCCCAGACCUGCUCAAGCGCGGGAGAGGUCUCGGACCUGAAGUCCCCUCUGGGCGCCAAGCUCAGGGAACCUCUCACCGAGGCGCGGUUCCAGCAAAUCUUCGGGGGUGCAGAGCAGGAGCCGGAUCUACUCGCGGAGCCCCGCUGGUCCCGCCGGUGCAGCCUGUGGAGACGGCGGGUCCGCGCCUGUUCCGCACCGGGGGCGUGGCGCCUGCUGCUGGCGCGGCUGCCCCCGCUACGCUGGCUGCCCCACUACCGCUGGCGGGCCUGGCUGCUUGGGGAUGCGGUGGCGGGAGUGACCGUGGGCAUCGUGCACGUGCCCCAGGGCAUGGCUUUUGCUCUCCUGACCUCAGUGCCCCCAGUAUUCGGACUCUACACUUCUUUCUUUCCUGUCCUCCUCUACACCUUGUUGGGUACUGGGAGACAUUUGUCCACAGGAACGUUUGCCGUACUAAGUCUCAUGGCUGGCUCCGCGGUGGAGCGGCUGGUGCCCGAACCCCUCGGGGGGAACCUGAGCGGAAUCGAGAUGGAACAGUUGGAUGCUCAGCGGGUUGGGGCGGCUGCAGCCGUGGCCUUCGGAAGCGGGGCGCUGAUGCUGGGGAUGUUCGCUCUGCAGCUCGGCGUCCUGUCCACCUUUUUGUCCGAGCCGGUGGUUAAAGCGCUGACCAGCGGGGCCGCGCUACACGUGCUGGUGUCCCAACUGCCGAGCCUUUUGGGAUUGCCCCUCCCGCGUCAGAUCGGCUGCUUCGCUCUCUUCAAGACGCUGGCCGCUGUGUUGAGCGCACUGCCCCGGAGCAGUCCGGCCGAACUGACCAUCUCAGCACUCAGCCUGGCGCUGCUUGUGCCGGUCAAGGAAUUGAACGUGAGAUUCCGAGACAAGCUACCCACCCCGAUCCCGGGGGAAAUCGUCAUGGUGCUUCUGGCCUCUGUGCUCUGCUUCACCUCUUCCCUGGACACAAGAUAUAAUGUCCAGAUAGUGGGGCUGCUGCCCAGAGGAUUUCCCCAACCUCUCCUCCCCAACUUGGCUGAGCUACCUAGGAUUCUGGCUGAUUCACUGCCCAUCGCACUGGUUACUUUUGCUGUGUCUGUUUCCCUGGCAUCCAUCUAUGCAGACAAGUACAACUACACUGUUGACUCCAAUCAGGAGCUCUUGGCGCAUGGUGUCUCCAACCUCAUCUCCUCCCUCUUCUCUUGCUUUCCCAACUCGGCCACGUUGGCCACCACCAGCCUACUAGUGGACGCUGGUGGAAACACACAGCUGGCAGGCCUCUUCUCCUGCCUAGUUGUCCUGUCAGUGCUGCUGUGGCUGGGGCCCUUCUUCUACUAUCUGCCCAAGGCUGUCCUGGCCUGCAUCAACAUUUCCAGCAUGCGCCAGAUGUUCUUCCAGAUGCAGGAACUUCCACAACUGUGGCGCAUCAGCCGCGUGGACUUUGCUGUGUGGAUGGUCACGUGGGUGGCUGUGGUAACCCUGAGUGUGGACCUGGGCCUGGCCAUAGGCGUGGUCUUCUCCAUGAUGACUGUGGUCUGCCGCACCCAGAGGGUACAGUGCCUGGCCCUUGGACUGGCUGAGGGGACAGAGCUCUACAGGCCACUCAGAGAGAGCCACAAGCUCCUCCAGGUCCCAGGGCUCUGCAUCCUGAGCUACCCAACACCACUCUACUUUGGGACCCGUGGACAGUUUCGCCGCAUCCUGGAGUGGCAUUUGGGGCUUGGCGGAGGCAAGGAGACUCCAAAGACAGAUGGCCCACCUACUGCAGUUGCUGAGCCUGUCAGAGUGGUGGUCCUAGACUGCAGUGGUGUCACUUUUGCAGAUGCUGCCGGAGCCAGAGAAGUGGUACAGCUGGCCAGCCGAUGCCGAGAUGCUGGGAUCCACCUUCUCCUGGCUCAGUGUAAUGGUGAGAGCCUCAGUGCUGGGGACACUGACUCAGGCAGGACUCCUGGACAGAGUGACCCCAGAACAGCUGUUUGUGAGUGUCCAGGAUGCAGCUGCUCAUGCCCUGGAGAGACUGGAGCUCACUGGCCCAAAGACUUGCACAGUGUGGGUGUGACCUGGUCACUUGGAGUAUGGAGAGCCCCAACAAUAUGUGUGUGAGGAGAGCCAUGGCCCCUGAGCCCCAUUACUUAAUGUAACUAAUAAAAUGAAGCUGAAUCCUUGGGUUCAUGAUGUGAAUCUGGGCGUCAUAACACGGGCCUCUGGUGCCCUUUCCUCCAUGCCCACAGCAUUGCAGAGACACGACUGAAAAUGCCUUUCACCUAUAUGUUCACGAGCCCUCACCCCAGAUCCAGAGUCAUCAGUUCUUUCCAUGGGGUGGGGCUGCAGCCGGUACACAGAGUCCUGGAUCCAGAGAUGGGGGAGCACAGCAGAGCCCUGGGAAUACAUGGUGAGGGCUUCCCCACCCCCUCAGUCCUCAAGAGAUGAGAG